AUGCCUCCGCGACACCAAACACUGCCCCCGGCGCAGACCGCAGCCGCCCGCGAAGCCCUGCAAUCAUUCUAUUGCAGCCUCUGUUCGAAAGGAUACUCUCGCAUGAACGAUUACGAGGCGCACCUUAGUAGCUAUGACCACAGCCAUAAACAACGUCUCAAAGACAUGAAGGCUAUGGUUCGCGAUCCGAACGCCGGCGCCCGAGCUCGGAAGGCUGAAGCCAGGGCGGAUGGCCUUGUCAGCAUCAAGCUCGCCAACAACGAGCAGCCGCAGCAGUCUACGACAGGUGGAGGACUCAAGAAGGGCGGCUUCAAGAAGUCAGGUUUCAAAUCGGCAUUCGCCCUCGUCGAUGCCCCAAACGCGCUAGACGCCCCGAGAUCAAAAGUCGGCCAAGCCCUAGAGGCAGACAGACUUGCGAACGCACGCGAACGGGAUGUCCUGAUUGAGAGCGAUACCGACGACGAAGACUACGAACAUUACGACCCGAAAUACCCCACCGAGUGA
Colletotrichum abscissum is the source of this 504-nucleotide messenger RNA. RefSeq lists its product as uncharacterized. The record is from RefSeq and is a predicted model, not a curated record. Gene Ontology annotation, molecular function: nucleic acid binding; zinc ion binding. The coding region runs from base 1 to 504 and encodes 167 amino acids. Lineage: Eukaryota; Fungi; Ascomycota; Sordariomycetes; Glomerellales; Glomerellaceae. The transcript is spliced from 2 exons.